UGAAGCUGUCCACCUGUCUAACAUGUCAAUGCGGCCAUGUUAGUCCCUCCACUUGCCCGUGCCGCCUGUCGGCCGGGCCUUCACGCAUCUGGUCUGCGCCUACACCCUGUUCACCACGGCAUUCGCGUCUUCACAUGCUCUCCCCUGCACAGAAAAGAUGUCCACGGCCAGCGACCAAAGCCGGCCAUUGAGGCCACCAAGCCCGCCGCCGACCCCGCGGCCAAGGCAAAGGCCGCAAAGGGUGAUCCGUUGCUGGCAGAGCAGGUCCUGACCAACAAGGAGCAGCGCAAGGCCGACUGGGCCAUUAUGAAAGAGAUUUCGCAGUACCUGUGGCCAAAGGACAACAUGGGCACCAGGUUCCGGGUUGGACUCAGCGUGGGCUUGCUGGUCAGCGCAAAGCUGCUCAACGUGCAGGUUCCCUUCUACUUCAAGAGCAUUGUAGACGCCAUGAACAUAGACUUUGCCGCUGUAGGCGGCACCGCGACUACCGUGGCAGGCUCCAUGAUUAUCGCUUACGGUUUGACUCGUAUCGGCGCAACUGUAUCGCAGGAACUGCGCAAUGCCGUCUUUGCCAGUGUUGCCCAAAAGGCCAUUCGCAAGGUCGCCUGCAGUGUGUACGAACACCUGCUGAGGCUUGACCUGAGUUUCCACCUGUCCAGACAAACCGGAGGUCUGACAAGAGCUAUUGAUCGCGGUACCAAGGGUAUCAGUUUCCUACUGACUGCCAUGGUCUUUCACAUCUUUCCUACAGCACUCGAAAUUUCCCUGGUGUGCGGCAUUCUAACGUAUCAGUACGGUCUGCAAUUCGCCCUCAUCACCAGUGCCACCAUGACUGCCUACGCCGCCUUUACCAUCAUGACCACCUCGUGGAGAACAAAGUUUAGAAAACAGGCCAACGCUGCCGACAACAGGGCUGCGACUGUUGCUGUCGACUCCAUGAUCAACUAUGAAGCUGUCAAGUACUUCAACAACGAAAAACACGAAGUCAUGCGCUACGACAAGGCCCUUCAGGAGUACGAAAAAGCCUCCAUCAAGGUCGCCACUUCGCUUGCCUUCCUCAACUCGGGCCAAAACAUCAUCUUUUCCUCGGCUCUGACUGCCAUGAUGUACCUUGCCUGCAACGGCGUCGCAACUGGCCAACUCACCGUCGGCGACCUGGUCAUGGUCAACCAACUCGUCUUCCAGCUCUCUGUGCCCCUCAACUUCCUCGGCUCUAUGUAUCGUGAACUUCGCCAGAGUCUGCUUGAUAUGGAAACUCUUUUCAAUCUGCAAAAAGUCAACGUUAACGUAAUCGACAAGCCCAAUGCUCCACCACUGGCCCUCAAGACGGGCGAGAUUAAAUUCGAAAACGUAUCCUUUGGCUACCGUCACGACCGCCCCAUUCUCAAGAACCUCAACCUGACCAUUCCCGCCGGCAAGAAAGUUGCUAUCGUUGGGCCCAGCGGUUGCGGAAAAUCCACCAUUCUCCGCCUGCUCUUCCGCUACUACGACGCACAGGAAGGUCGCAUUCUAAUUGAUGGCCAAGACAUCCGGGACGUCAGUCUCGAGAGCCUACGCCGUGCCAUUGGCGUAGUGCCCCAAGACACGCCCCUCUUCAACAACACAAUCAAGCACAAUAUCCACUACGGCAAUCUCGACGCAACCGAGGACCAGAUCCAGGAAGCUGCCAGACGCGCUCGCAUCGACGAGACGAUCGCUCGUUUCCCCGACGGUUACAAGACCAUGGUCGGCGAGCGAGGCAUGAUGAUUAGCGGUGGUGAAAAGCAGCGCCUGGCUAUUGCACGAUUGGUCCUGAAAGACCCUCCGCUCCUAUUCUUCGAUGAAGCCACUUCAGCACUAGACACGCACACGGAGCAAGCGCUCCUAACACACAUCAAUUCGCUGGUCAAGGAGAAAAAGCGCACCUCGGUCUUUGUCGCACAUCGCCUCCGCACCAUCUACGACUCUGACGUCAUCAUCGUCCUGCGUGAGGGCGGCGUCGCCGAAAGCGGAACCCACCAGCAGCUCAUUGACCGCGGCGGCUUGUACAGCGAGCUUUGGAGCGCCCAGGAGACCAUGUUUGUGGAUGACGAGGCGGCGGAAGAUGUGAGUGAGUUGGAAGAAGAGGUUACUAAGAAGCAGCCGUGAUUGAGUCUGUUCCAUUAUCUUUUUUUUUAACUAAAGAGGGAAUACAUG
Exserohilum turcica Et28A is the source of this 2175-nucleotide messenger RNA. RefSeq lists its product as uncharacterized. Gene Ontology annotation, biological process: transmembrane transport; intracellular iron ion homeostasis. The transcript is spliced from 4 exons. The record is from RefSeq and is a predicted model, not a curated record. Lineage: Eukaryota; Fungi; Ascomycota; Dothideomycetes; Pleosporales; Pleosporaceae. Gene Ontology annotation, molecular function: ATP binding; ABC-type transporter activity; ATP hydrolysis activity. Gene Ontology annotation, cellular component: mitochondrial inner membrane. The coding region runs from base 37 to 2127 and encodes 696 amino acids.